Mya arenaria is the source of this 1852-nucleotide messenger RNA. Its product is annotated as universal stress protein in QAH/OAS sulfhydrylase 3'region-like. The transcript is spliced from 5 exons. NCBI's taxonomy places the organism in Eukaryota, Metazoa, Mollusca, Bivalvia, Myida, Myidae. The record is from RefSeq and is a predicted model, not a curated record. Bases 548 to 1024 code for a protein of 158 amino acids.
UACCUUGUGUAAAAAUAAAUGAGAAAAAAACAAAGCAUCCGUAACAUAUCGAUGCCACUCAUCAUUUAGUAAGAUGUUAAGUGAGCAUACAAUUUGGCAUAAUUUAGAAUAAGUGUGAAUAUAAAACUUUGUUUUAUUGAACAAUAUGGUGGAGAUGAUUAAGUUUGUCGGUAGUAUUGAAAAGUAAUAACGCAUACUAUACAAUUGGCCAACCCAUAACAUGCCAGACGCUCUAUGGAAAUUGUUCUCGGUGAAGUUUUUACAAGGAAUCUGUGAAUGAAUUUCUACGAUAUCUGUCAGAAACAACAUAUGAAAACGUCAGUUUCUCUGGAAUUGUUGGAUUAACAAGUAGCCGCUUGGAAAGUCAACUUGAUGGAUUUCUUUCAAAAUACUGUGAAUGUUUGAUUCAUUGUGUGUGCUUCUCAAACAUAUUGUUUACGAAACAAUUUAACACUUUAAAAGUAUUGUUUUAUUUCGCCAGAACCUUUUGCACAAUUUUUCGUGUGUUCCAAAGGAAAAUUUAUCUGCAACAGGGCUGAUUUCAGAAAUGGAAAGCAAGCGAACGAUUGUCAUUGCUAUUGAUGACAGUGGACAUUCGGAGUUUGCAUUUGACUUUUACGUGGACAAUGUCCAUCGUCAUGGUGACCACAUCGUCCUUGUACAUGUUCCUGAAUACAGCAACAUACUGUCUGCUUCGUCUAUUUUGACUGAUCCAAACAUCAUUGCUGAAAUGAUUAAAGAUACCGAAGAACGGACCAGCGAACUCGUCGACAAAUAUUCGUUCAAAAUGCAACAAAAGCAGUUACACGGCCACGUGAGACAACAGUGUGGAAAGCCCGGGGAGGCGAUUUUAGAGUGUGCCAGGGAGGAGGGCGCCACCAUGUUGAUACUGGGAACUCGUGGAAUGGGAUUAAUGCGGCGGACCUUCAUGGGAAGCGUUAGUGACUAUUGCCUCCACCACGCCGCAUUUCCCGUCCUUGUCUGCAGACAUAAAUCAUUUAUAAGUGACAAACAAUGCUCAUAAUGUAUAUAAACUAUACUACCUUCAUAUUGAUACUCCUAUAUGAUAAAAAUACCGCGGUAAACCGGAUUUAAAAUAAAAACUACAUUUGCUUUUGACAACCUUCAGCUGAACUGGAGAACCAAGCUAAAAAUAUGAAGAGAAAUCACAUUGCGUAAUUGAAGAGAACGUCACGUUAUUUGCAUUCAGCAAGAUGCACUGAACUUGCGUUAUAUUUAAUUUAUUUCAAACUCUCUAGAAUGCGUUGUCGUUAAUGUCUUUAUAGUGAGCCACGUGAAGCACAUAUUUAACAGCAAUUCGGGAUUUUAUGAAAUCGAAAUAACGGCAUCCAUGAUAUUAAUAUACGUAGAACUUGUGAAACAUAAUAUACCAAUGGAUUAUCUUGGAAAGCUAGAACUGCAGAUCUCUUGUGUAUCAUUUAUUUAUUAUUUACUGAGUAUUAAAGGAUGAUUCAGAGUAUCAAAACGCGUUGUAGUAUUUUAAUAAAAUGUUUAAAACAUGUAUUAGACAAGAUUGAUACGUUCCAAUCGUCAGUUAUUAUUGAACAUUGACAUCACGGAAACUGGACGAUGGGUGUUUAACCCAACAUCUCUUGUUUAAAAGAAUUUUUAAUUCGUGUGCUCUUAUAUUUCCGUUUUACCAUGGCUUUGAUCCGUGUGUCAUAAAAAGAAGAUUCUCCAUGUAUUUAUUGGCAAGCUGUAUCAACUGUAUAAACAGCCCAAAAGAAUACAUGGUGGUACUUGAAAAUGAAUCUAUUGUCGUUUUACCACGCAUAUAUGAAGCUCAACAAACUGAUGCAAUCUAAAACCAUUGUUCAAUGAGAUGGAAGUA